Molecule: messenger RNA, 2105 nt
Organism: Vitrella brassicaformis
Lineage: Eukaryota; Vitrellaceae
Source: the annotation of a GenBank genome assembly
CUUACCCCCUUAGCUUCCUCGCUCUCUUCAGGCCCCCCCUUGUCUGCCUGCCAUUGUCUGUCACAAGGUACGGAACGAGCACGACAAGUAUUCAUGCCAUCAUCCUCUCACUCUCUGUCUUCAGUCCACCCAGCCGUCAGGCACCGCACGCAGCCUCACUCAACGAACAGCUGCGCCCUGCCAUCCGUAUCUCCCCGUCUGUCCCGCGCCAUGGUCUCCGCCCUCCGCCCCUCCCUCGCCCUCUCCCUGGGUGCCUUCCUCGCCCUCUCCGCCUCCGCCCAGGUGUUCCUCCAGCCACACACACACACAUUUCUACACCAGCAGCAUCGUGAGCAUGGCAGCGCGCCCCACACGUACCUCGCUGAGAUCGACAGCAAGGAGGGGUCGAACUUCCCCGAGGCCGAGAUGCUGCUGGAGCGUGUGAUCCAGCUUAAGACGCUGCUCGAGGACAUGGGCGGCGGGGUCGACAUCGUGAAGCGCGGCCACGCCCUGACGGUCAGCAAGGGCCGGCGCGGAGGGGGAGGGGGAGGGGGAAGGAAGAGCACAGGCAGGGGCUACUUGCCGCCGCUGCCUGACCUGACGGACUUGUUGCCGGUGUUCAACAAGACCUAUGAUUACGAUGAGUACUACUACAGCCAUGGCGAUGAGGCCGGUGAGUAAGAGCAUACCCCCUGAUCGUAGCUAGACAGGAGGGGUGGGAGGCGUCGGGGUGUUGGAUUGGAUCUGUGGUGUCAUCUCUGUGCGAUGGUUUUGGCAGAUGGCGGUAGUGCUACUCAUGGGGGCUACCCCGGCUACCGCCCGCCCAAUAAUGGUGGCGGUGGCAAGGGCGGUGACUCGGGGGAUGACAAGGACGACGCAGAUGACGUCAAAGACGAUGUCGACGACGCCAAGGACGACGUCGACGAUGUCAAAGACGAUGUGGUGAGAACAGAGAGAGAGAGAGAGAGAUGCGACCCACAUGUUUCAUGAUUCCUUGUCUGCUGGAUCAGGAUGACCUGAGUGACGACAUUGACGACCUCAAGGACGACAUCGACGACCUGCAGGACAUGAUCGAUGGCAUCGAGAUGCCAUCACCCCCUCCCCCGCCCCCAAAUGUGACGGAUGACAACGUCACCGACAUCGACGACGACGACCUGGACGACCUCGAUGAGACACUCGCCUUCAUUGGUGAAGGUGAGACACCCACACGAACCAACAAGACUGGUCAUCUUUUCUGUCUCCCGUGUUUGCAGGUCGCGAGAUGCCCGGCCGUCAGUCCGGCCCAGCGGCCCCUUGUCCAGGUGCGUACCCCUUGCACCAACCAAUUCGUGUGAUCCCUCCAUCAUCAUGUGUACGUGUGUUGUGUCUCGUGUGCAGGUGGGUUUCAGGAGGUGAAAGGCACCACGGCUGAGGGCAGCAUCGACGUGCUGGGAUACGUUGCCUUCGACACCAAGGAGUUCGCCCGCUACUUCAUGAUGGCCCUCGACUCCCAAAAGAGCGGCGACGCCGACCUCUUAGUCAUCAACUACGAGACGGGGUGAGCGGAUGACGAGCAAUGGCAUGAUUGCCCGUGUUGCUAUUGGUGCGUCUAUGUGUCGUGAUUCGUUCAGCCAUUACGGAGGGAGCUUUGCCUUCAGCGAUCAACACCAGAAAGACGGUGGGUGGAUCAGGGCGCUGAGAGAGCACUGACAUGAGCUUUCCCAUCUGCGGUUCUGCGUGUGUGCAGUGGUAGCGGUGCGCACCAGUGCUGUCGACGAGGUCGACAUUGCCGUGGGGUGCUACUCGGGCGGCUCAUGCAAGUGGAGUCUGCUGCUGUUCGAGCACACCGGCCACUGUGAGCCUGCCGCCCCCGCCGGCCGCAGCAUCGACGGCGUCGGUAUCUCUAUCUCGAAGAGCAUCCCCGUCUUCCAGGGCUGAUCGGAUGACGGACGGCUGGGCCACCACACAUGUUAACGUUGCUAUGUGGCUGUUUGACUGACUGACACACGUGUCUCUAUCUAUCCAGUCGCUCUGUAUUCUCUCUGUCUGUCCUGUAUAUGAGUACUCUGCGUCUCUACUUUCCCAUUCGGGUGUGAAUUCAUUUGUGCUGCAUUGGCCGGCCGGUCAGUGAGGCCGCUGUCUAUCGG